Thamnophis elegans (Western terrestrial garter snake) is the source of this 2235-nucleotide messenger RNA. RefSeq names its product proprotein convertase subtilisin/kexin type 1 (gene PCSK1). Bases 1 to 2235 code for a protein of 744 amino acids. Gene Ontology annotation, biological process: protein processing. NCBI's taxonomy places the organism in Eukaryota, Metazoa, Chordata, Lepidosauria, Squamata, Natricidae. The record is from RefSeq and is a predicted model, not a curated record. The transcript is spliced from 14 exons. Gene Ontology annotation, cellular component: trans-Golgi network; Golgi membrane. Gene Ontology annotation, molecular function: serine-type endopeptidase activity.
AUGGAAAAGAGAUGCCGGGCAGGGCAGGGAGUGAUGGGGGCUCUCCUCUGCGCCUGGACGGUGGUCCUGUUGGCCAAGGCAGAGCGGCAGUUUGUCAAUGAAUGGGCAGCCGAGAUCCCGGGAGGUCUGGAAGCAGCGCGGCUCAUAGCAGACGAACUGGACUACGAACUUCUGGGACAGAUUGGGUUACUGGAAAAUCAUUAUCUACUUAGACAUAAGAACCACCCUAGAAGAUCUCGACGAAGUGCUUCUCAUAUCACUAGACAACUCACAGAUGAUGAUCGUGUGACUUGGGCAGAACAACAGUAUGAAAAAAAGCGAACUAAGCGUUUUGAAUUAGGAGACUCAGCAGAAAAUCUAUUCAAUGACCCAAUGUGGAGCCAGCAAUGGUACCUGCAAGAUACAAGAAUCAACCGAUCUUUGCGCAAAUUGGAUCUCCAUGUCCUUCCAGUGUGGCAAAAGGGCAUCACAGGCAAAGGAGUUGUCAUAACAGUGCUCGAUGAUGGCUUGGAAUGGAAUCACACAGACAUUUACUUUAACUAUGAUCCUGAUGCAAGUUAUGAUUUCAAUGACAAUGAUCAUGAUCCAUUUCCCAGAUAUGAUCCUACUAAUGAAAAUAAACAUGGGACACGGUGUGCAGGAGAGAUUGCCAUGCAAGCAAACAAUCUAAAAUGUGGAGUUGGAGUGGCAUACAAUUCCAAAGUUGGAGGGAUCAGAAUGCUGGAUGGCAUAGUCACAGAUGCCAUUGAAGCUAGCUCAAUUGGGUUCAAUCCUGAUCAUGUGGAUAUUUACAGUGCCAGUUGGGGUCCGAAUGAUGAUGGGAAAACUGUGGAGGGACCUGGCAGACUGGCCCAAAAGGCUUUUGAAUAUGGAAUUAAAAAGGGAAGAAAAGGGAAAGGUUCCCUUUUUGUCUGGGCCUCAGGGAACGGUGGCCGCCAAGGAGAUAAUUGUGACUGUGAUGGUUACACAGACAGCAUCUACACAAUCUCCAUCAGCAGUGCUUCUCAACAAGGCCAUUCUCCUUGGUAUGCAGAGAAGUGUUCCUCAACACUGGCCACAGCAUACAGCAGUGGGGACUAUUCUGACCAGAAAAUUAUAAGUGCAGACCUACACAAUGAAUGCACAGCCACUCACACGGGGACCUCUGCAUCUGCUCCUUUAGCUGCAGGGAUUUUUGCUCUAGCCCUAGAAGCAAAUCCUAAUCUAACCUGGAGGGAUGUGCAACAUUUGGUAGUCUGGACAUCUGAAUUCGAUCCACUGGCCAACAAUCCAGGAUGGAAGAAGAACGGAGCUGGGCUGAUGGUGAACAGCCGAUUUGGAUUUGGAUUACUCAAUGCUAAAGCACUGGUAGAUUUGGCUGAUCCCAAAAGCUGGAAAGGAGUGCCAGAAAAGAAAGAAUGCAUAGUUAAGGACAGUGACUUUCAGCCGAGGUUAUUAAAAUCUAGUGGUGAAGUUACCAUUGAAAUUCCUACCACAGCUUGUGAAGGCCAAGAAAAUGCCAUUAAAUCCUUGGAACAUGUACAGUUUGAAGCAACAAUUGAAUAUUCCCGCAGGGGUGACCUUCAUGUGACCCUGACUUCCCCAUCAGGGACAAAAACAGUCUUACUGGCUGAACGACAAAGAGAUAAAUCACCCUAUGGUUUUAAGGACUGGGAUUUUAUGUCAGUUCACACCUGGGGCGAGGAUCCAACAGGAACAUGGAUUUUAAAAAUAAUUGAUACGUCUACAAGAAUACAAAAUGAAGGCAGGAUUGUGAACUGGAAAUUGAUUCUGCAUGGCACUUCUACACGACCUGAACAUAUGAAGCAACCUCGCAUCUAUACAUCAUACAACACUGUCCAAAAUGACAGAAGAGGGGUAGAAAAGAUGAUAGAUUCUUUGGAGGACCAUACCACCCAAGAAAACCUGAGUGACAAAUACAAAGUGAGAGGAAGCAAACAGCAGAACCAAGAUGUGGUUCCCUCUGAUGCAAUGCUCCGUUUACUCCAAAAUGCAUUCCGUAGUCAGCUGGUUGGGAAUCAUUUGCCGAAGAAGAUGCUAAAUGAAAACACAGAUAUUCCAUAUGAACAUUUCUAUCAAGCUCUCGAGAAACUAAACCAAGGCCCGCAGCUGAGAGACUCAGAAGAGUCUCUAUAUAGUGACUAUGUUGACCUUUUUUACAAUUCAAAAUCAUAUAAACACAGGGAUGACAGACUACUUCAAGCUUUGAUUGAUAUUCUAAAUGAGGAAAAUUAA